GAUGCAGCCAUGACUUCUCUUUAUGUUCUUCACCUAAUACUUGUUGGGCUCAUGGGAAUUCACGGUGAAAUUGUUGGUGUGAGUAAAGUGUCAGUCAAGGCCGGAGGCUCCGUCUCCAUCCCAUGUCUGUAUGAGUCGAAAUACAGAGACAAUGUGAAAUGCUUGUGUAAAGGAAAAAAAUGGCCCAACUGCAAAUAUGUAGUUAAAACAAACCAGCUCGAUAAUUCAGAAGAGUUUUCAAUCUCUGAUGACAAAAACCAAGGAAUCUUCACGGUGACUAUUAAUCAUCUGACGGAUGAUGACAGCAGCUACUGGUGUUCUGUGGAGAGAGAUGUUUUACUGGAUGUCAAAAAACGUUUUGAGCUUUCAGUCACCAAUGAUGUGCAAAGUCUGUAUGUGGACAAGCAGGAAAUGACAGCAUUUGAAGGAGGAAGUGUGACUGUCUGGUGCCGCUAUGAAUAUCCAAAAGUAACAGAGUGGUGCAAGCUGGGCAGCAGCAGUUGUGUGACAGAUCAGACUGGAUCAAUAGAUGGAGCAACAGUCUCCAUCAAUGAAAGUGUCCCAAAAGUUUUCACUGUGACUAUGAGUGAACUGAGGACAAAGAACAGUGGCUGGUACUGCUGCGCCAACACAGAUUUCCAAAUGCCAGUUCAUAUAACUGUUCAUGAGUUAACCUCAACUACUGCAACUACAAUGAGCCCCAAUACAGCAAACUUUACAGGGACACGUCAAACAGCUAACCAGAAUUCCUCCCUGUUUAUGAGUGCAGAGCAACAUACAGUUCAGCCCACAAACUCCACCAUAAACGGGGCAGGUGGAGAGAGCCUCCAAGAUAAACACAAGAGUUUGACUAUUGUGACAAUUUUCACCGCCACUCUCGUCUUGUUGGUUGUUCUCGCUGCCUUUGUUGGAUACAGAAUAAUGAUAAAGCGCAAUAACACCAAGACUGAGGGCCCUGACAUUACUGCGGGCUCCAAAAUUGGGAAUGAUCCUGAUGUGCAUUAUGCCACCGUUGUUCAUAAUCAACAUCCAGCAGCCCAGCACAAGCAGAACAAUAUUCCCGAAGAGAUUGUGACGUACAGUACCAUUUUAAUAAAGGAGAGCGUGCGACAAACGACUGAACCAGUAGAUGGAAGUGUGAUCUACAACACAAUACAAACGAAAACAGAAUAAGUGCUAAUUAGCAGAAAAGAUGGGAGGACAUUAAUCCUGCAAGUAUAGUCACACUGAUGAAGUUAUUCUGAUGUGCACUUCAUUAUAAUACAACCUUUUGGAUGAAUCAAUCAACCCAGCAGUCUGUAUUAGACAAGUGUGCAAUUGAGAGACUCUUAGUCACUUGUGUUAUUUUGUGCAAACCUGCACACAUACAGUUCAUCAAAUAAUAAAGAAAAAGCAAGAUGAAAAUGCUAUUUUUUCCCCAAAUGCAUGUGUUAAAAUCAAGAAUUUGGGAGGGCGAGAACUGCACGGUGGUACUGUGUUAAGACUCUAAAUUAAAGGUUUGAUGUGGAAAAUGUGUCACUUUCUGUUUGACACAGUGAGUAAGAGCAAAUAUUUUAAUAUGGACCAAAAGCAGAUCAGAGGCCACUAAAAUCGACCAAAUAUAGGAAGGUGCUUUGUGAGUAAAAUGCUUUAACUCACUUCAUCGUCUCUUGGUGCAGCUUUUCUAAUGAGAGUUGACAUCUUGCCAUUGAAGCCUAUCAUGAUCCAGGAAGGACAUUUAAUCAUUUCCAUUCCUCAUCCUCCUCCACACAUUGGCUUUAACGAGAUGCUUUAACAACAUCCUCUACAUAUUGCUACUAACAAUUAUUUGAAUUAUCAAUUAAUCAAAAAAACAAGUUUAUCCCAAGUCCAAGGUGAGAUAAAUGUCUUGUUUUGUCAAUACAAAACCCAAAGAUAUUCAAUUUAAUAUGA
Messenger RNA from Cottoperca gobio, 1911 nucleotides. RefSeq lists its product as uncharacterized. The record is from RefSeq and is a predicted model, not a curated record. Gene Ontology annotation, cellular component: plasma membrane. Lineage: Eukaryota; Metazoa; Chordata; Actinopteri; Perciformes; Bovichtidae. The coding region runs from base 10 to 1173 and encodes 387 amino acids. The transcript has 9 exons. Gene Ontology annotation, molecular function: transmembrane signaling receptor activity.